AAAGCAAAAUAAAGGUAGAAUCGUUCUAGAGCACCUGGCAACAGAAUUUGUUUAAUGGCUGCUUCCAUACGAACGCUACAAGAAUUUUAGUUUACAAAUAAUGCACUGUUAAUACACGAAUUUCUGUAAAAUUACAGUGGCUUUCAGGCGCUAAUCGUAAUGGCGUCUAUUUUAAGAAGUGCGGCUGCCGCCGUAAAUAACAAAGGCAUGCCGAGUUCGUUUUAUAGCAAAGAUAAAACAAAUCCAGUUUUUCAGUCUCUUGAUAAAGAGAUAAAGCAGUUUAUGGGAUUCAUCAAAAAGAGAAAUUCGAAAGGUUAUCAAAAGCCAAAUGAAGAGGCACAGUCGAGAUCUGCUGACACAUUGUUUGAAAUUUGGAACAAGUAUGAGCCAAGACUUCCCAGAGCCUACUACCAAGAGAAGUUGCUGGAAGUCGGGGACUUCCUCAUGUCUGCAAAGGAAUACAGCUUGGCUCUGUGGCAGUGUUAUGAUAGAUAUUUGAUGCACUUUGGAAACAUAAAUGUAGUAGAAAUCUCUGAUAUAGACACAUUCAAGUCAACUUUCUUCAAGAAUGGCUUUGAUGGUGAUAGUGCAGGGCUUACCUUCCGUGCCCUGAUGGGUAAGUGUAUCAGCAUGUAUCAGGUAGUGAGAUCCUCAGAUCCCAAGUUACAGAAUGCUCAAAAUGUUGCCAAUUGUGUGGAGAUAUUGACCUUUUUAAGACUGGUCACUCAAAUCAUUCUGCCCAUUGAAAAAUUAUGCUGGCUAGUUUACAAUGGUACUAUCCACAUAUACAGUAUAUCACGUUACUUGAUGUCCCUGGGUCAUUCAGCAAAGGUUUUGGAGUAUCUCCUGUGGGCCUGCAUGUGUAUGGAGACUUCAGUACCUCUUCUUACAGUCAAAUAUCUCUCUUGGAGGUCAACACUCUAUACAGCCGUAUGCCAGAGUUAUUUUGACUGCAAGGCAGCAGAACAUGCUGAGAGUUUUGCUAGACGAGGAUUAUCUAAGAUACAAGAGCUAAGUCAGCUUGAAUCAAUGAGCAAUGCAGAGGACUCCCCUGAGAGAGAGAUUGCCUUUAGACAAGCUACAAUUAAGAUGGCCAUAAUGGUGUUCCGUAGAUCUGUGUAUGAAACAAGAAGAAGACCAAAGGGUUUGCUGAGACCAAAAACAAGAGCUAACCUUAAGGAUGCCCAAAAUCUACAAUGGCCGCGUACGCCCAGUGAGAAGUUGUUACAAGAUAUGUUUGAAGGGAGCUCCACCCAGCUAUUGUGUAUCCUAGAGGCACUGAAUGAUACAAACAGAAGGAUCCUAAUCACAUCUCCACCGGCCCCGGACUCAGAAGUGGAGAUUCUGGAUGUGUAUGCUGAGCUGUUUAUGGCAGCACAAGAAAUUUUAGCAGGUAAUAUUAAUUCAGUUGUUGUUUUCUUCCCAACGUUUUUAGAAUGUGGCCUUAAGCUUUAA
This is a messenger RNA of Ruditapes philippinarum (Manila clam), 1455 nucleotides long. RefSeq names its product cilia- and flagella-associated protein 54-like. The record is from RefSeq and is a predicted model, not a curated record. The transcript is spliced from 8 exons. Lineage: Eukaryota; Metazoa; Mollusca; Bivalvia; Venerida; Veneridae. The coding region runs from base 160 to 1455 and encodes 431 amino acids. Gene Ontology annotation, biological process: cilium assembly.